GGGCAGAUGGUAGGCUUGCCCACUGAGUGGUGCACACAGCAGCCUGAAAUUGCAGUCUUCACUGUACAGAUUUGCAUGUCGUGGACAUCUGGGUUGCACAGAAAUUGUCAAAAUGACAAAUCUGAGAUGUUUAAGGAUAUAGUAUCCUUCACCUAAAAAUAAUUUCAGUAUACAUGAACAUUUUAAAUUGUGUUUUCCAAUUUUAUCAUUUAAAAAAUGAUGUUGCUGAAUAGAUUUAUUCAUAUAUUGCAUUUUUUCUCUAGCAUUACUUCUUAGCAUAAGUCUCUAAGACUAGAAUUACUCUAUUAAAUGGUGCAAAUCUCUUAUAGCACUUGAAGUAAAUGUCAAAUUGUUUUUCUAAAGCUCCAGUAAUAAACCGAUUCACAAGACGUGCCUCAGUAUGUGCAGAAGCUUAUAAUCCUGAUGAAGAAGAAGAUGAUGCAGAGUCCAGGAUUAUACAUCCAAAAACUGAUGAUCAAAGAAAUAGAUUGCAAGAGGCUUGCAAAGAUAUUCUACUCUUUAAGAACCUGGAUCCGGAGCAGAUGUCUCAAGUAUUAGAUGCCAUGUUUGAAAAAUUGGUCAAAGAUGGGGAGCAUGUAAUUGAUCAAGGUGAUGAUGGUGACAACUUUUAUGUAAUUGAUAGAGGCACAUUUGAUAUUUAUGUGAAGUGUGACGGUGUUGGAAGAUGUGUUGGUAACUACGAUAAUCGUGGGAGUUUUGGCGAACUGGCCUUAAUGUACAAUACGCCCAGAGCAGCUACAAUCACUGCUACCUCUCCUGGUGCUCUGUGGGGUUUGGACAGGGUAACCUUCAGGAGAAUAAUUGUCAAAAACAAUGCCAAAAAGAGGAAAAUGUAUGAAAGCUUUAUUGAGUCACUGCCAUUUCUUAAAUCUUUGGAGGUUUCUGAACGCCUGAAAGUAGUAGAUGUGAUAGGCACCAAAGUAUACAAUGAUGGAGAACAAAUCAUCGCUCAGGGAGAUUUGGCUGAUUCUUUUUUCAUUGUAGAAUCUGGAGAAGUGAAAAUUACUAUGAAAAGAAAGGGUAAAUCAGAAGUGGAAGAAAAUGAUGCAGUAGAAAUCGCCCGAUGUUCGCGGGGGCAGUACUUUGGAGAGCUUGCCCUGGUAACUAACAAACCUCGAGCAGCUUCUGCACAUGCCAUUGGGACCGUGAAAUGUUUAGCCAUGGAUGUGCAAGCAUUUGAAAGGCUUCUGGGACCUUGCAUGGAAAUUAUGAAAAGGAACAUCACCACCUAUGAAGAGCAAUUAGUUGCCCUGUUUGGAACAAACAUGGAUAUUGUUGAACCCACUGCAUGAAGCAAAAGUAUGGAGCAAGAACUAUAGUGACAAAAUUACGCAGUAGUGGUUAGUCCACUGAGAAUGUGUUUGUGUAGAUGCCAAGCAUUUUCUGUGAUUUCAAGGUUUAUUCCUUUUUUUACAUUUACACCGUUUCAAUAAACAGUAGUGGUUUAAUAGUCAAUAGGCUUUAACAUCACUUUCUAAAGAGUAGUUCAGAAAAAAUCGACAUAGUGAUAAAAUGACUUUCUAUUCCACAAAAUUAUUUGAAUGAAAGGUUUAUUCACAUGAUUGUAAUAUAUUGAAAGUAUCUGUGUUUAAGAAGACAAUUAAAGGAUGUUAUCAUAGGCUAUAUGUGUUUGACUUAUUCAGAUUGAUAUCAUAUUAGUGACCAUUCCCAUAUAAGAGAGCACUUGACAAUGAAUCAUGCUACACAGCAUGACAUCACAUUCUUUUUAUAACUCAUGAUACAUAGUAAAAUUUAAAUCAUUUUCAUUUUACAGUUUUUCUGGCUUGAUAAGUUAUGUGCUGGUCUUGGCCUAUUGGUGAAAUGGUAUAAAACAUCAUAUGCAAUUUUAAAACAUUUUAUAUUUUUGCAAUAAAGCUUAUUUUGACUUCUUUGGUGUAAUGUCAGUAAUCUACAUAGUCCAGUGGUUUUAAGGACAGGCAAUUUAGUUAGGAUAAUAGGGAAAAGAGUCUUUUAGACGAGAGAACAUUAAUACAGUUUUUUUCUCAUCAAGUAUAUAGCUGCUUCUUUUUUCAUUUUGCAAUUUUCUAUUUCCUUUAUCUUUAAAUAUUUGAUCUUGACAUUUAAUGUCACAAAGAUUUUUUUAAAAAGCUAUUUAAACUUUUAAAAUCUGGCAUUUUUUGGUCUUCUUUAGCCUAAGAUCUUACAAAUACUUAAACAAAAAUUCCCCUGUACCCAAAAUAUUUUAGGAUCCUUAUCCACAGGCCUACAGAAUAUUUCUUUGUUCUUCACUAGAUCUACAUGAUGUAGCCAUUUGCAGACAUCCACCUCCUGGGUUUCUGUUCUUCCUUAUGAUUUCCAACCUGCAGUCUCAUUGAUCAGCAGCCACUGUGGUUUGUUUUCUGUUUUUUUCUUAUUCUUAACAACUUCCUCUAUAGUGAUAAAAAUAAAUUUUACAAGCAAAACAACAUAAAAAGACAAAAGGAAUUUCUCUCAUACCACAUAUACCAUUAGGCCUUGCCACUGCUUUAAUGUAGACUCAGUUAAAGUUAGUGCAGAAUGAAUUCAAACUUAUAGAACUUUUUUUGAUCAUUGAUAUGCUUAGUAUGCUGCCAUAUAAGAUGAAUUUAGUUAUGUUCAAGCAAAGCAAUACACUCUUACAUAAUUUCUAGGCCCCACGACCCAGUGUCUACAGAUAUUAAUAUUAAACAGUUGUUUACUUUUAAAUGAGCAAUUUCAUUUUGGGAAACAUGUUUCAAAAGACUAUAUAUAUACAUAAGUAAAAUUAUUCUGUGGCUAGCGUAGUCUAUUUAGAGAAUGUUUAUGGUCCCACUUGUAUAUGAAAAUGUGGUUAGAAUGUGAAUUGGAUAAGUAUAUAUAAGAAGUUAAGUAAAGAAUGUAAAGUAAAACUUCUGCCAUAUUUUGGAACACUGUUUAGUAUUUUUGCAAAACCUUCUUGUAGGAAAAAAGAGCUCUCUACAUGAAGAUGACUUGUUUUCUAUUUGAGAUUUUAUUUUAAAAGCUGUGUUUGUUAAGCAAGAAAAAACACAAAAGAAUCCCGUAUUCCUAUUUCGUCAUUCUGUAUUCUUAAUCACUUUUUCAACUUGUCUGUUUUGUUGUGUAAAUUGUUAACUAUUCAUAGAACAGCAAACAAACACCUGUUUAAUGAAGAAUCUGACCAAGGCUAUAAAAGCCAGUUACCUUAUUUUCAGUAUCGUUGGUUAUAUUUAAAUUUUCCUUAUAAUAAAGCACACUUUUAUAAUAAAAUAUACGAAUUACUGUUUUUAAUACCUUUUUGCUUGUUUCUUUAGUAUGACUUGCACAGUGGAUAAUACGUUGAAAAGCAUGAUAGAGAUGUGACAUGUGGAAGCUAAACCCCCAGGCAUAAAAUAGCAAGAAAGUAUGGUUCUGCUUGGCAAUAGGUUUUUACACUUUGAAACUUGUGGACGUGUGUGGGAGAAAUGAUUGUGGCUUGUUGCAAAUUUGACCAUUUAGGAUAACCAAAUAAGUCUGGCUAACUAGGGAAUUUAUGUGUAAAAUUAUCUAAUUAAAACAGCUCAAGUUUGA
Molecule: messenger RNA, 3546 nt
Organism: Carlito syrichta (Philippine tarsier)
Lineage: Eukaryota; Metazoa; Chordata; Mammalia; Primates; Tarsiidae
Gene: PRKAR2B
Product: protein kinase cAMP-dependent type II regulatory subunit beta
Exons: 11
Coding region: 342-1313 (323 amino acids)
Biological process (GO): regulation of protein phosphorylation
Cellular component (GO): cAMP-dependent protein kinase complex
Molecular function (GO): cAMP-dependent protein kinase regulator activity
Source: RefSeq, a predicted model, not a curated record